GUCGGCUUCAGCGAGAUCUGUUGCCGUUACCAUACCCUUCUAUCACCAGGUCCCAGAUCGCCCAGCAGGGCGAGGACCCCUUGAGCGACAAGGAGUGGGAAGGACUACGCUGCAGGCUGGUGGUCACUGUCCUGGCGCUGAACUGGGAGGCUGGGUUCCGCUCCCUGAAGCUGGCCAGGCCCUGCCGAGGUCGGGCCAACGCCGCGCAGCAGGCAGCCCUGGCCGCUCUCGGCCGCCGCCUCCUCUUGGCUACGCGGGCCGAGUCGGCUUUGCCGCCAGAUCUUGACUGGAACGUGCGCCUGAAGGAUCGCAGGAUCGGCUGCGGCGGGGGCGAGAUCUCGGCGCCGCAUCGGCUGACGCUGGAGCAGGCGGCCGACCUCGCGGCGGGGUUCGUGCGUGAGGCCCUCCUGGACCCGACGCUGGUGCUGCUGCCCGCUGCCCUACGGCGGCCCGCGCCGACGUCUGCGCGCGUGUGGGCCUCGCUCGAGGAGUGGCAUCGGAUCGUGCGGGCGCUCCACGAGCGCGGGAUGGCGGCGGCGAUCCCGAGCAGCAAGAUCGCCUGUCGCGACGGGGCCCCGCUCCUGAACGGGGCUUUCGGGGUGCCCAAGCCUCACGACGAGCCCGUGGUCUGCAGCGACGGCGAGCGCAGGCCGGUCCUGAGGCUGAUCACCAACCUUAUCCCGUCGAACGCGUGCCAGGAGUGCAUCGUGGGAGACACCCCUGAGAUGCCGACCAUGAGCCAGCUGAACGGCCUGGUGCUGACCGAGUCGGAGGACCUGCUGUGGAGCGGCGCGGACAGGAAGGCCUUCUUCUACGUCUUCCGCGCGCCGCCUGCGUGGUGGCCUUACAUGGUGAUAGGCCCGCCCGCCCCCUCGGAGUUGCUCGGCCUGAAGGACGGCGGGACCACGCACAUCUGCUUGCGGGUGAUCGGCAUGGGCUGGAUCAGUGCCGUGGGCGCGACGACCCACCUCCACCGGAACAUGCUGCGGCGGAGCGCCUCUGUCCCUCGCGGCCUGCCGCCCAGCGAGGAGAUCACCCGGCGCCGACGCCUGCCGUUCAGCGUGGAGAAGCCGUGCCCUCCGGCGUGGAUGGUCUACAUUGACAACCUGGAGGUCGCGGAGGUCGUGAGCAAGUCCGAGGCCGCGACGCUGCGAGGGGCGGUGCCCGAGCUCAUCUCCGAGGCUCGCGCCUGCUACGCGGCUGCAGGCUCCCCGGGGUCGUCGUCCAAGGACAUCCAUCGGGUGCCGCGGGCGACGACGUUAGGGGAGCUCGUCGACGGGGUCGAGGGCGUUCGGCGGCCCCCUGCGGGCUACCUGACCGAGAUGGCCAGCCUCGCGCUGUGGACGCUGAGCAAGAGGCGGGCCAGCAUGCGGCUGGUGCGCAUUCUGCUGGGCCGCUGGGUUCGUGUUCACUGCUUUCGGCGUCCGCUGGCGGCCAGCUUUGCCUACACCUGGAAGUGGCUCGCGAACCCGCGCACUGGCGGCCGCUUCAGCGUGAGCGUGGUCGAGGACCUCUUGAUGUGCCUUGCGCUGUCAGGGCUCUGCGUCGCUGACCUGCGCCUCGAGGUCGACCCCCUGGUGACCGCGUCGGAUGCCUCGGAGGCCGCUGGCGCCGUGGUCUACGGCUACGCCCUCUCCGACCGUGGGCGCGCGCUGGCCGAGAGGCGGCAGCGGCCCGCGAACGCCGCCUGCGAGGAGGAAACCGGCCUCGUGACUGUCUUCGACGGGAUCGGCGGCGGGCGCCGGGCUUUCGAGAUCCUCGGACUGGUCCCUGCCGUGCACCUGUCGUUCGAGGUUGACCCCACGGCGGUGCGCGUGGCCCGGCGCAGCUACCCCAGCACGCAGCACUUGGGGGACGUGACGGAAGCGGACCCGGUGGCCCUGGCAGCCCUGCUGCGCGCCCGAGGCCGCGUGUCGCGAGUGCUGGUGGUGGGCGGCUUCCCGUGCCAGGUCUUCGCGGGUCUCAACGUCGCUCGGCAGGGCUUCGGCGACCCGCGCGCGGGCCUGGUUGACCACAUGGUGCGGAUCGUGGACGGGCUGCGAACGGCCAUGCCUGAGGCGUCAAUCGACUUCCUCGGGGAGAACGUCGCGUCGAUGCCCAAGUGCGACGUGCUGCGCCUGAACCAGCUCUUCGGCCGCGUCCCGCUGGAGAUCGAGGCUGGCGAUGUCGGCUGGGUCAGACGUCCGCGGCUCUACUGGGCCUCGUGGGACCUCCUGCCGCCCUUCGAGGCUGAGCCGGUCGUGGUGCGGGCCAAGACCCAGGACGUGCGGCGCGCCUGCAAGGUAGCGCUGAAGACGGAGCGGCCGCCGCUCGAGGAGUGGCUCCCGGCCGGGGCUGUGUGUCCAGGUCCCGCUGCGGGGGAGCCGCUGCCGACCUUCGUGCGCUGGACGCCGCGCUCGCAGCCACGCCCCAGGCCUGCGGGCAUCGGGGAGUGCAGCGCUGCUGAGCUGGCGCGCUGGGAGGCGGCGGGCUUCGCUUCGCCGCCCUACCAGUUCCGUGACAAGUGGUGCAUCCAUCGGUCGGACGGCCGCGUGGAGCCGCCUGACGCGACCAUGCGGGAGAAGUUGAUGGCCUUUCCGGAGGGCCACACCGUGCCGUGCAUGACGAGCAGCGAGGCGAAGGCCGAGCCCGCCAAGUACGAGGCGCUUCGGCGGUCGCUCGUGGGCAUCUCAUUCCAGUGCGAAGUGGCGGCCUGGAUCAUCAGCCACUGGGCCGUCGGAGCUGGGCUGCUGGUCUCAGUGCCCUCGCUAGGUGAGCUGCACGAGAGUGCGCGAGCCUGGGCUGGUGGCAGGAAGCUGUGGGCCGGCGAUGUGACGUCGCUGCGGUGCGGUCGCUCCGAGAUCGACGAGGACCUGCACGCCAAGCUGGACCAGGCUGGCGGCCCCAUCUACGUGGGUCGUGGGUCUCGCCGGUGGGGCCUGGCUGCCUCGCGGUGGGGCAACCCCUUCACGAUCAGCCCCGAGCGGUCACGCGAGGACGCAGUUGCCCUGUUCGCGGGCUGGAUCCGCACGCAGCCGGCCCUCCUGCAGAGCUUGGAGACGCUGCGCGGGGCCCUGCUGGUCUGCCACUGUGGGCCCGGCCAGGCGUGCCAUGCGGACAUCCUCUUGGCGGAGUUGGCGAAGCGUGACGUGGUGGAGUGGCGCGAGUUGGACACGUCCAGACGCAUCGUCAUGGGGCUCGUCAUGGCGUGCCACAACAACGGAGCAGACAUCAGGACCGAUGGCGCCUCGGAGGCGCUCGGCAAGAUCUUCCCGCGGCAGGAGAUCGACUCAGGUAUUUGGCAGUGGCGCAAGGCAAGGCAGCUAGUGUGGGAUGCAGCGGAGCACAUCAACGUUCUUGAGUGCCAGGGCGCGCUGAUGAUGAUUCGUUGGCGGGCGCGGUCGGUGCGCCGCCACCAGUGCGUCUUCCUGCACCUGCUCGACAGCAUGGUCAACUUCGGUGCGCUGUCCAAGCGCCGCUCCAGCAGUCCUCAGCUCAAUAAGGUGGUGCGGACCUUCUCGGCGUGGGAGCUUGCGAUGGGCGCGCGGGCGGUCUUCGGCUUCACGUCGUCGGCCCGCAACCCCGCGGACGCCCCCUCGCGCCUCCGCGAUGUGGAAGCGGAAGCUGGACUGGGGAAGCUGAGAGACGCCAGGAUAAAGGCCUCGACACUGGCCCGCUACCGUGGCGCAGCUCAGCGUUUUGUUGACUACCUUGCUGCCAAUAACCUGCCGCUGCCGUUCGCCUGGGACGAUAUUGACAUCUGCCUGCAAGAUUACCUUGAACACUUAUGGGCCGAGGGGGCCGCAAAAGGAGAAGCUAAUGACACCCUCAGCGGCGUGCAGCACCUGCUAAGGACACGGCGCCGCUAUCCUGGAGCUUGGCAGCUGCCGACGGUCUGGGGGAAACUGGAGAUCCCUCAGCGCGCGCCGCCGAUGCCUGCCCAGGUCUGCACGGCGCUCGCCGGUUGGGCGCUCAGCCGCGGAGAGGUGGCCUUUGCGGCCGUGCUGCUUGUGGCCUUCCACCUCUGUCUCCGCACUGGCGAGGCUUUGGGGCUGAGCGGCGGCGUCAUCUUUCUGAAGCCCUGUGGCCGAGGCGCGGUGUCGCUGCCCUGGACCAAGACUUCUUGCCAGAAGGGCGCGCGGGAGCAGGUCACGCUUGAUCACCCGCUGGUUGGCGCAGUCGUCCACAUGCAGCUGCAGCGUGACAGCCGGCUCUGGCCCGGCACGACGCGCGCCUUCCAUGACUUGUUCCGUGCUGGGCCCCAGCAGAUCGGUUGCAAGCGCCUCGCCCUGUCACCUUACAGCCUGAGGCGCGGGGGCGCCACGCGCGAGUUCCUGCUGUCGGGCGACUUGUCUAAGGUCAUGCUGCGAGGACGCUGGAGCUCGGCAAGAUCGGCAAAGAUAUACAUCCAAGACGGGGCUGCCAUCAUCGCCGAGAUGAAGCUCCAGGAUCGUACCCGUUCGACGCUCCAGCAGUUCUCUAAUGCGCUAUUCGCUCGAGUCCGAGCGUUUUGCAGCCCGUGA
Prorocentrum cordatum is the source of this 4502-nucleotide messenger RNA. The record is from the annotation of a GenBank genome assembly. Lineage: Eukaryota; Dinophyceae; Prorocentrales; Prorocentraceae.